AUGGUUGCUGCUCAAUCGACCAAGAGGCUAGCGAACGGGGAUCGUGGCGAUGGAGUGCUGACUUUUAGCGCCCAGCCAUACGCCUUCCAAUUCAACCCUGAAAAAACAGCCCUGGUCAUAAUUGAUAUGCAACGUGACUUUCUACUAAAAGAUGGCUUUGGGUACAUUCAAGCAGGAGAAGCCGGAGUAGAGAAGGUGCAAGCUACUAUCAAGCCGACUCUUGCUGUCUUGCGCGCGUUCCGUGAGUGCGGGCUCCAUGUUAUUCACACCCGCGAAGGCCAUCGACCGGACCUACGUGACCUGCCAACGCCAAAGCUCCUUAGGCAAGCACGAGCUCCAGAGACUCGUCAUUUGAUGGUUAUUGGAGAUGUUGGUCCGAUGGGAAGGCUUCUGACAAGAGGAGAAUACGGGCAUGAUAUUGUCGACGAGCUUCAACCGAUUGCUGGAGAAUUUGUGGUUGAUAAGCCUGGUAAAGGGGGCUUCUUCUCUACUCCACUACACGAACAUUUGGUUGACCGAGGCAUCACACACUUGAUUGUCGUCGGCGUCACUGUGGAAUGUUGUGUGACAACAACGGUUCGUGAAGCGAAUGACCGAGGAUUUGAAGCGUGUAUUCUUAGAGACUGCACGGACGGUUUUGUUCCGGCCUUCAAGUCCGCCGCACUCGACAUGAUCCAUUUUUCAGAGGGUCUAUUUGGAUUUGUUAGCGAGUCAGCUCCUCUUCUUGCUACCCUAUCUGGGCUACCAAUUUACCCGAAGAAUGGUGCCCCCAGCUGGAAUGGUUCGGUCACUUUUGAAGCUCUCAGAAACGCAUACGCUUGUGGUCUUUCCCCGACUACAGUUGUUAAAUAUAUCCUCGAGAAGAUAGAGGCGGAUAGUUCGACACACCCCUCUGUUUGGAUAAGCCUGAAACCAAUGGCUGAUCUUGUGCACAGAGCUGAGAAUCUCGAACGACUGGGGGAUCGUAAUUUACCCUUGUUCGGCAUACCCUUUGCCGUCAAAGAUAACAUCGAUGUUUCCGGACUACCUACAACGGCUGCAUGUCCAUCAUUUCAAUACGUUCCAGAUGUAUCAGCCCGCGUUGUAGAAAGGCUUGAAGCUGCUGGCGCUAUUGUGGUUGGGAAGACAAACUUAGAUCAAUUUGCAACGGGGCUUGUGGGCACUAGAUCUCCAUACGGUGCAGUUCAUUGUGUGGACGACUCGACACGUGUUUCGGGGGGCUCAAGUUCUGGAUCGGCCCUGGCUGUCGCGUUGGGCCAAGUAUCAUUUUCCCUGGGAACAGACACAGCCGGCUCGGGGCGCAUUCCAGCAGCGUUUAACAACAUAGUUGGCCUCAAACCAACGAAAGGAACUGUGUCUACAAGAGGAGUAAUUGCCGCAUGCAGAACUCUUGACUGUGUGUCUUUCUUCGCUAGCACACUAUCCGAUGCUCGAAGUGCGUGGCUUGCGGCCAAAGAAUAUGAUCCUAAAGACCCAUAUUCGAAAAGAUCACCUUCGUUACUUUCUCUGUCUAACAGAUCAUUGCUGCACGAAGAAUCUACUUAUUCUGUCUCGUUCCCUCAUGCUGGUAUCUUGGAAAGUUUGUUGUCCCCUGCGUACCUUGAACACUUUGGCAAAAUUGUUGCUUUGGUUCGAAGCAUGGCUUACAGCGAAGAAGUCAAUUUUGAUUGGUCGUCAUAUUUUUCUGCCUCCGACCUGGUAUACAAGAGUGCUUUUGUUGCAGAAAGAAGCGCCUCUUUACGAGAGUUGUUAAGUGGCAAGGAGGAGGAAAUAACGUUGCAUCCAGUGACAGCGAAGGUUAUAAACCAGGCAAAAGCAAUGUCAGCAACGGAUGCGUUCCGUGAUAUGUAUCACGCUCAAGGAUUAUUAAAAUGCGCGGAGGCCGAAUUUGAUAAGUGUGAUAUUCUCAUUGUACCUACAGCUCCAAAUCACCCCACUAUUGAGGAGGUAGAGCAAGAUCCAAUUGGACCGAAUCUAAAGUUGGGCAUCUUCGCGAGUGCGGUCAAUGUUCUUGACCUUGCGGCGAUUGCCAUUCCCGCUGGUCAUUGCCAGGGUCUGCCAUUUGGUAUAUCUGUCAUUGGUCCGGCUUUUAAAGAAGGGUUUAUUUUGGAAGUGGCACAAAGGAUCCAAGCGCAUUUAAACCAUUUUGCAUUAGACUAG
This is a messenger RNA of Talaromyces atroroseus, 2160 nucleotides long. RefSeq lists its product as hypothetical. Gene Ontology annotation, molecular function: catalytic activity. The transcript has a single exon. The record is from RefSeq and is a predicted model, not a curated record. NCBI's taxonomy places the organism in Eukaryota, Fungi, Ascomycota, Eurotiomycetes, Eurotiales, Trichocomaceae. Bases 1 to 2160 code for a protein of 719 amino acids.